GGCCCCGCGCCAGCGCAUGCGCCCGCCUGUGGGCGCUGUCCCGGCUGUAAGGGCCGUGCGCGCACGGACAGACAGACGGACGGACGGACUGGCGGCCGGCCGGACGACGGGGCAGCGCAGGGAGCGGGGACGCGGAGGGACAGCGACAUGGCUGGCCACACGCAGCAGCCGAGAGGGCGUGGGAACUCCAUCCCUGCGCCCUCGCCCUCCCCAGGCCCGGGUCCUGGACCCGGUGCCUCUGAGCGGGUGGCGCUCAAGAAGGAGAUUGGGCUGGUGAGCGCCUGCACCAUCAUCAUCGGGAACAUCAUUGGCUCAGGCAUCUUCAUCUCGCCCAAGGGUGUCCUGGAGCAUUCAGGCUCCGUGGGCCUGGCCCUCUUCGUCUGGGUCCUGGGUGGGGGCAUCACUGCCCUGGGCUCUCUCUGCUAUGCGGAACUGGGAGUUGCCAUCCCCAAGUCUGGAGGGGACUACGCUUAUGUCACAGAGAUCUUUGGGGGCCUGGCCGGCUUCCUGCUGCUCUGGAGCGCCGUGCUCAUCAUGUACCCCACCAGCCUGGCUGUCAUCUCCAUGACCUUCUCCAACUACGUGCUGCAGCCUGUCUUCCCCAACUGCAUUCCCCCCGCCGCCGCCUCCCGCGUGCUCUCCAUGGCCUGCCUCAUGCUCCUGACAUGGGUGAACAGCUCCAGUGUGCGUUGGGCCACGCGCAUCCAAGACAUCUUCACUGGCGGGAAGCUGCUGGCCCUGUCGCUCAUCAUUGGCGUUGGCUUUGUCCAGAUCUUCCAAGGACACUUCGAGGAGCUGAGGCCCAGCAGCGCCUUCUCCUUCUGGAUGACGCCCUCCGUGGGCCACCUGGCCCUGGCGUUCCUCCAGGGCUCCUUUGCCUUCAGUGGUUGGAACUUUCUCAACUAUGUCACAGAGGAGCUGGUGGACCCUCGAAAGAACCUACCUCGCGCCAUCUUCAUCUCCAUCCCACUGGUAACCUUCGUGUACACCUUCACCAACGUCGCCUAUUUCACUGCCAUGUCCCCACAGGAACUGCUGUCCUCGAACGCAGUGGCUGUGACCUUUGGGGAGAAGCUGCUGGGCUACUUUUCUUGGGUCAUGCCUGUCUCUGUGGCCCUUUCCACUUUUGGAGGGAUCAACGGCUACCUAUUCACCUCCUCCAGGCUGUGCUUCUCUGGAGCCCGAGAGGGACACCUACCCAGCCUCCUGGCCAUGAUCCAUGUUAGACACUGUACCCCUAUCCCUGCGCUACUCGUCUGUUGUGGGGCUACAGCGGUCAUCAUGCUCGUGGGGGACACAUACACCCUCAUCAACUACGUCUCCUUCAUCAACUACCUCUGCUAUGGUGUCACCAUCCUGGGCCUGCUGGUGCUGCGCUGGAGGCGACCGGCACUGCACAGGCCCAUCAAGGUGAACCUGCUCAUUCCGGUCGCGUACUUGGUCUUCUGGGCCUUCCUGUUGGUCUUCAGCUUCAUCUCAGAGCCCAUGGUCUGUGGAGUCGGAGUCAUCAUCAUCCUCACUGGGGUGCCCGUUUUCUUCCUGGGGGCCUUCUGGAGGAGCAAACCAAAGUGUGUGCACAGAAUCACUGAGUCAAUGACACGCUGGGGCCAGGAGCUGUGUUUCGUAGUCUAUCCCCAGGGCCCCCCAGAGGAGGAGGAGAACCAGCCCUGCCUGCCCUCCCCACUGCCCACCUCGGCCAAGCCCUCGAAGACACAAUGAGAUGCUUGUGGAAACCGAAGCAGCUGUUUCUGUUUACAUGUCGUUUUAUUGAGGAGGCGUGUUUUUUUUUCCUUUGCAAAAACUUUUUUUUUCCCCUGGAAAAAGAGAUACGGUUCUUAGACACCUGUCGUAAGAAGCCCUGAAAGAUGUGGACUGGGUUCCCUGUCUUAGCACUACCUGCUAGUUUUCCCCGAAACAGUCUAUAAAUAAAACGGGGCUGG
Molecule: messenger RNA, 1940 nt
Organism: Elephantulus edwardii (Cape elephant shrew)
Lineage: Eukaryota; Metazoa; Chordata; Mammalia; Macroscelidea; Macroscelididae
Gene: SLC7A10
Product: solute carrier family 7 (neutral amino acid transporter light chain, asc system), member 10
Exons: 11
Coding region: 148-1719 (523 amino acids)
Biological process (GO): D-alanine transmembrane transport; D-serine transmembrane transport; amino acid transmembrane transport
Cellular component (GO): membrane
Molecular function (GO): L-amino acid transmembrane transporter activity; neutral L-amino acid transmembrane transporter activity
Source: RefSeq, a predicted model, not a curated record